UAACCGAACAACAUCGUCUUCUCAACUUGUUUUCGCAACACUGCUGCGACCCCGGCCAACCAACGGCACCUUCAUUGGGUAGCCAGCAGCCACCACUUCUCGUCAGUUCAUUGUCAGAGAUAUCAACAAGAUCCAACACGCCGGUGCUGUGAUCCACAUAAUAUGUUCUACAGAGGUAGAUAUAUUGAUGGUGCGGAUGGGCGCGAAAUGGGUGCAAAGCGUCAGCGGGUAAUCAAUCAGGGUCCUUCAUUUUUUGGGGCUUCUCCUGGCCCUAGUUUUAUGUACAACCCACCUCCAUAUGGAUAUGUUAGUCAACCGCCACCUUUCCCUGUCGUCCGUCUGCAUGGUCUCCCCUUUGAUUGCACUGAGGCUGAUGUAUUUGACUUCUUCCAUGGUCUGGAUAUCGUUGACAUACUUUUUGUCCGCAAGGGUGGCAAGUUCACUGGAGAAGCCUUCUGUGUUUUAGGAUAUCCUAUGCAAGUUGAGUUUGCCCUUCAAAAGAAUAGGCAUAACAUGGGCAGGAGAUAUGUUGAGGUUUUUAGGAGUAAGAGGCAAGAGUAUUACAAAGCAAUAGCAAAUGAAGUUUCGGAUCCUCGUGGCAGUUCACCCCGAAGAAGUCGCUCGAGGGCUAGAUCUUAUGAUGAGGGAAAGGAGUCUGCCGAGCAUACCGGAGUUUUGCGGUUGAGGGGACUACCAUUUUCAGCUGGAAAGGAUGAAAUAGUGGAGUUCUUCAAAGAUUUUAUGCUGUCUGAAGAUUCAAUUCAUUUUACGAUGAAUAAAGAGGGGAGACCUACUGGAGAAGCUUUUGUAGAGUUUGCAAAUGCAGAGGAUUCAAAAGCAGCAAUGGCAAAGGAUAGGAUGACACUUGGGAGUCGUUAUAUUGAGUUGUUUCCCUCAUCAGUAGAGGAUAUGGAUGCAUCAGUUUCAAGAGGACGGUGACUUCUUAUACCUUUGCUUCAAUUUGCUUUCUUCUACCUGCUAUAUCUUUAGCCUUUUCUUGUUAUUGUGAAAAGUGAAGAAACUGUUUACCUGUGUUUUUAGAUCCGUGUGCUUUAUGUUUAUGAUUAAACUUGAGUUUCUAUAGAACUGGAGUUAGACUAUGAGACAUCUUAUUUUGUGCAGCUAUUUUGGCUCUCUUCUAGCUUUGUCAUAAAUGGCAAAUUUUCGGGCUUCUCUUA
Molecule: messenger RNA, 1178 nt
Organism: Tripterygium wilfordii
Lineage: Eukaryota; Viridiplantae; Streptophyta; Magnoliopsida; Celastrales; Celastraceae
Product: G-rich sequence factor 1-like
Exons: 2
Coding region: 163-939 (258 amino acids)
Cellular component (GO): ribonucleoprotein complex
Molecular function (GO): RNA binding
Source: RefSeq, a predicted model, not a curated record